This is a messenger RNA of Chrysochloris asiatica (Cape golden mole), 951 nucleotides long. It is a transcript of the gene TMEM231, whose product is annotated as transmembrane protein 231. The record is from RefSeq and is a predicted model, not a curated record. The coding region runs from base 1 to 951 and encodes 316 amino acids. Gene Ontology annotation, biological process: cilium assembly; regulation of protein localization. Lineage: Eukaryota; Metazoa; Chordata; Mammalia; Afrosoricida; Chrysochloridae. Gene Ontology annotation, cellular component: ciliary transition zone; ciliary membrane. The transcript is spliced from 7 exons.
AUGGCGCUUUAUGAGCUUUUCUCUCACCCAGCCGAGCGCCGGUACCGCGCGGGGCUUUGCUCCAAGGCCGCGCUGUUUCUGCUGCUGGCUGCCAUGCUCACCUACAUCCCACCACUGCUAGUGGCCUUCCGGAGCCACGGGUUUUGGCUGAAGCGGAGCAGUUACGAGGAGCAGCCGACUGUGCACUUCCAGCACCAGGUGCUGCUCGUGGCCCUGCUGGGACCGGAGCGCGGCGGGUAUCUUGCCUGGAGCACCUUCCCGGCUUUCAAUCGGCUGCAGGGGGACCACCUGCGUGUCCCGCUCGUCUUGACUAGAGAAGAAGACAAGAACCAGGAUGGGAAAAUGGAUGCAUUGCAUUUGAAACUGGACCUUCCCCUGCAGUCCACGGAGCAUGUGCUUGGUGUGCAGCUCAUCUUGACUUUCUCCUACCAGCUGCAUAGGAUGUCCACGUUCGUGAUGCAGAGCAUGGCAUUUAUCCAGUCCUCCUUCCCUGUUCCGGGGUCGGAGUUGUAUGUGAAUGGAGACCUGAAGCUACAGCAGAAGCAGCCCCUAAGCUAUAGUGGCUUAGAUGUGCGGUACAACGUGUCUGUGAUCAAUGGAGCCAGCCCUUUUGCUUAUGACUAUGACCUCACCCACAUUGUUGCUGCCUACCAAGAAAGGAACGUCACCACCGUUCUGAUGGACCCUAACCCCGUCUGGCUGACUGGAAGGGCCGCUGAGGCCCCGUUUGUGAUCAAUGCUGUCAUCCGCUACCCUGUGGAAGUCAUCUCUUAUCAACCAGGAUUCUGGGAAAUGAUAAAGUUUGCCUGGGUCCAGUAUGUCAGUAUCCUGCUCAUCUUCCUCUGGGUGUUUGAAAGAAUCAAAAUAUUUGUGUUUCAGAACCAGGUGGUGACUACAAUCCCAGUAGUUGAGGCAGCCCAGAGAGAACUGUAUAAAGAACACUUAUCAUAA